AUGACGAGGGGGAACGGGGCCAGGAGAGGGGGAGAGUGCAGGCAGGCGCGCGGAGUGGAGGGAGAUGAGGGUGGGGAGGGAGAGAUCUAUGGUGAGGAGUUGGAAGACAGGAGAGAGGAGGAGAGAGAGGAGGAAAGAGAGAGGGGAGGAGAGGAGGAAGGAGAGGAGGAUGGUGACCAACGAAGGGAUGAGGGUGGGGAAGGAGGGGGGGACGGAGAGGGGGAGAGUGAUGGAGAGAGGGACGACAGAGGGGAAGCAGCCUCUGCUUUUGCCAAAGGGAGCAGAGGAUUUGAUGCGCAUGGUAGGGAGGAGCAAGGGGGGAGGGGGAGGAACGCUUGUUCACAUGCACAGGGGUUUAUGGAGGAAGGAGGGGAGGAGGUUGGCGAGAGGGCGUGGGAGGAGGAGGAGGAGGAGGAGGAGGAGGAGGAGGAGGAGGAGGAGGAGGAGGAGGAGGAGGAGGAGGAGGAGGAGGAGGAGGAGGAGGAGGAGGAUGAGGAGGAGGAGGAGGAGGAUGAGGAGGAGGAGGAGGAGGAGGAGGAGGAGGAGGAGGAGGAGGAGGAGGAGGAGGAGGAGGAGGAGGAGGAGGAGGAGGAGGAGGAAAGGCGAUCUUGGGUGGGUGGGCAGGAGGUGGGAGGGAUGGAUGGAGCAGGAGGGGUGAGCGGUGCUUUCAGGAAGUCAGGUGGUGGGAUGGUGCAGGAUGGUGAGGAGGAGGGGGUGAAGGGGAAGGGCAAGAAAGGGAAAGCCAAGGGUGAGAAGGUUAAGAAGGUCAAGAAGAAAGAAAAGGAGGAGAAGGAGAAGGAGGGGAAGGAAGGGAAGGCGGACAAGGGGAAGAAAGUAGUGAAGGUGAAAAAGCAGGGGAAGGAGAAGGAAGGGAAAGAGAAGGAAGGGAAGGAGAAGGAAGGGAAGGAAAAGGAGGGGAAGGUUGAGAAGGUGAAGAAGAUUAAGAAGAAACUGCAACUGCAGCAGCCUUUGCAGCAGGAACGGGAAGAAGGGGAGGUUUUCGACCGUCAGAUGGAGCAGCAGUACUCGCGAUCUCAGUCGUUGGAUCACGGCAAACAUGCCGCCCAGCUGGCAUCGGCUUCGGAGGAUUCUUUGCCACACAAUCUGAGCUUCGUGGCACCGCGACAUCAUCAUGCAAAUUAA
Closterium sp. Naga37s-1 is the source of this 1143-nucleotide messenger RNA. Lineage: Eukaryota; Viridiplantae; Streptophyta; Zygnematophyceae; Desmidiales; Closteriaceae. The record is from the annotation of a GenBank genome assembly.